AUGACCUCAAAUCAACAUAUUGGUGUUCGUCUUUCGCAGGUGUGUAAAUCGACUGUCCACCAACACUUGGCCAACUUAAUCAAUAAAGCCACAGAUUACAGAUUUAGUAUUUCGUGUAAACGUGCGAAGAUUGAAUUAAUUCUGCGAUAA
This is a messenger RNA of Theileria orientalis strain Shintoku, 150 nucleotides long. RefSeq lists its product as hypothetical. The record is from RefSeq and is a predicted model, not a curated record. The transcript has a single exon. Bases 1 to 150 code for a protein of 49 amino acids. Lineage: Eukaryota; Apicomplexa; Aconoidasida; Piroplasmida; Theileriidae.